Penicillium cosmopolitanum is the source of this 909-nucleotide messenger RNA. RefSeq lists its product as uncharacterized. The coding region runs from base 1 to 909 and encodes 302 amino acids. The record is from RefSeq and is a predicted model, not a curated record. NCBI's taxonomy places the organism in Eukaryota, Fungi, Ascomycota, Eurotiomycetes, Eurotiales, Aspergillaceae. The transcript has a single exon.
AUGGCUUCAAAGUUCGUCGCUGUGGCUGGUGCCACAGGUGGCUUGGGUCAGCUAGUUGCAAUGGAGCUAGUGAAGCGUGGCAUGCCAGUCAAGGCCAUCGUACGUCCUAACACUGACCCAUUGCGCACCGAGAAGCUUCGCAAUUCCGGCGUCACCAUCGCCCCUGUCGGCCUCGAUGCGAUACCAGCCCUCACUGGCGAAUUGUCCGGAGCGAUUUGUGUUGUCUCCACCCUCCAAGGAUUAGGAGAUGUUAUUCAUACUGCCCAGGGAAAGCUCCUCGAAGCUUCCAUGGCCGCCAAAGUGCCUCGAUUCAUUCCGUCAGAUUUCUCGCUGGAUUUCACCAAGACAAAGAUCGGAUCUAAUCGCAACUUGGAUCUGCGUCGCGAAUUCCACAAUGAAUUGAAAAAGUCUGGCAUCGCAUGGACUAGUAUCCUCAAUGGUGGCUUUAUGGAUCUCCUGGUCGGUAACUCUCCUAUGGUCAAUCAUAAGACCCACAAGGUUGCAUAUAUCGGCUCGACAACGCAACCCCUCGAUUUCACCACCAUGGUCGACACAGCUGCGUAUACAGCAGAAGUGGCUAUUGAUCCAAACCCCACACCCAAUUUUCUUCGCAUCGCCAGUCAUACUGUCAAUGUGAAAGAUAUCGCUCAAGCACAGAGCAAUGUUGAGGGUGUGACAUACAAUCAAUCGUGGAUGGGCACAGUGGGCUCAACGGAGCUCAUGAUCCGCGUUAUGAGGUUAUUUGGUGGCGAGAAUGAUGUUUUCCCAGCCUGGCAGGGUAUGCAGUAUAUGGUGAAUAUGUUCUCUGGUGCUGGAAAGCUUGACCCACUGGACAACAACAGAUACCCUGAUCUGACCUGGACUAAGGUCGAAGAUUUCUUCCGGGAGCAUAAGAAUAAAAAAUAUUGA